UGUGUGAUAUAUUAUGAACAAACUUUUUAAAGACUUUCACUUCUUCAAAUUAUGGAAUGUCGCAGAUAUAAUUCUGUGAAUGCUUUUAUCGAGAAGACUCGUGUUUUGUCUUUGAAACUUUGACGGCUUGCAGUGGUUUAUUGUUUAACCACGAGUCAAUGUGGUUGGUUGUUUUGAAUUCUUGCGAACCAAUCAUAUUUGAUAUUUGUGCGUGGUUUGGACAGUUGUGGGAUGAGACGAAGUUUGCAUUCUCCCACUUGUUGCUUAGUGAGUAUAACAAGUUAAACACUUGUGAUCCAGGUAAGACACAGCGACGGUGUUGAGAGCUCUCACGAGUAAUCCAACCUACGAAUCUUUGCGUUGUUGAGUUGAAUCGGUUAUUGAUUGGUCUUAGAUUGUUUCAACCUUAUCUUACCAUGGAGUUCAUCAGAGCAACGUAGUAUUCUGUCUUACUACGGGAAUCUCAAUUAUUUCCCUUUGGUUUAAUUGGCACUACAGUUCCCUACAUCUUCGCGAGAAAAGCAAGUGAAGCGAACGGGUGUGAUUGUUGCCGGAAUCGAAGUUUCUUCAUAUUUCUUGGUGAACUCAAUUUCCGUUUUGUUAAUUGACAUCAAAGUUUUCCCGGGAUGUUUUACUCAUCGCGAAGAGGCACGUCGUCAGCAACGCGAAAACAAACAUCGUUCGCUUCGAAAACAACAUCGAGUAAACACGAAGACGGCAAUAAGAGUGGGAAUGAGACAGACUGUGGUUCAGCUGAACUUUUGGAUAUUUCCACAUCCAGAGAAGAUUUGUCUCCCAGUAGAUGUAGCUGUCAAUCCGGGGGGAGUAAUGUUGCUGUCAGGAAUGAAGCCAGGGAAGCGAGCGGUGAACAAUUCUGGAGUGGAAAUUUAAGGUAAGGAUUAUUGGUAGGUUUCACAAAGCAUUAUACCGUGUUUGAGAUAUCUUUUUCAAGUAGUUCAGACACAAAUUAUUGUAGAAUACUACUUAAAAUUGGACUACCACGUUUGAGAUAUCUUUUUCAAGUAGUUCAGACACAAACCACGACAGCUUAUAUUGUAGUUUGUAGAAUACUACUUACACUGGACCACCACGUUUCAGAUAUCUUUUUCAAGUAGUUCAGACACAAACCACCGCAGCUUAUUGUAGAAUACUACCUACACUGGACCACUACGUUUGAGAUAUCUUUUUCAGGUAGUUCAGACACAAGCCACAACAGCUUAUUGUAGAAUACCACCUACAUUGGACCACCGCAUUUGAGAUACCUUUUUCAGGUAGUUCAGACACAAACCACGACAGCUUAUUGUAGAAUACUAACGUAUUUUUCUCUCAGACUUGAAUUCGACAACAAUGGCGGCAGUGAUGACGAACAACUCAAGGAUGAACUACUUCGAAUAUUUGACCGUGAAAGACUGGGUCUGGAAAGUUAUUUCAAACAGAAAACAGAGAACAUAUUGGCAGGAUAUCGCCGUAAGCAGUACGACUGGGAGGAGAAAGUGAGAUUAGAAAGGAUGGAAUAUGAAAAGACUUUGGCGCAGGAAAAAACUGAGGUUUGUACUCUUAUGCAGAUUCUCAUUGGCAUAUCUCAUUGUUUAGACUGGUCGGUUUACACUAUCAAAGUUUCUGUGAUUACAGUAUAGGGAUUUUGCAAUUGGUAAAUUUUAAGUUUUAAAGGAUUUGUGAGAAAUGUUUGAGUGGACUGAAUCAGUAUUAAUUAAGAAAUCGUGCAACUUGAUCUUAUGCUUACACCAAAGACAAAUUUUUCAAGCCAUUGUUUUAUGUCUACUUGAUCAAAUUCCUUGACUUUUAUGUAAAGGUUCAACAAAGCUACAUCAGUGAAAUGACGAACCUCACAAAACAAUUUAACCAAGAACGAGUCGAGUUAGAAAGUCAUUACAAAAAACAGAUUCAGGAGUUAUCCCAACAGUUUGAACUGAGGAAGAAAGAAAUGGACGCCACUAUUCUGAAAGAGAGAACUGAGUUGAAAGAAAGAUUAGAACUCGAGUAUCAGGCCAUGUUAAAAUCUCAGAAAGCUGCAGAGGAACAGAGGUGAGAUAUGUUGUUUUGUAUUUCCGUAGCUCAAGUAAUAUGUCGUGAGCACUUGGUUUUGUUAGUGUUUGGCAAGUUUUUAGCUCGCUAGUUGUUUGUUUUGCUGGCUGCACAAGCUUUAUCUAAUCCAUUGGUAUUUUCCAAGAUAUCACCUGCAAAUCUCAGAAACGGAAGAAAGCUACAAGAAGAAAAUUGUUGAACUUGAGCAAAAGUUAAAGGAUUCCUUCUCCGAGGGUGAAUUAUCCGGUCGGAGAUUGCAGUCUGAUCUCGAGGCAAAGUUUGAGCGCGAAAAAUCACUCGUUAUUGUUGAGUGGAGAAAGAGAGUGGAACUGCUUGAAGUCGAGUUGGGAAAAGAGAAAGUAAGAGCGAAUCAAGAGGAAAGAAAAGCUUGUGAGUCUGUUGGCUUUCUGAGAAAUGAGAUUUCCAAGAAAGAUGUCGAGCUUGAGAAACUACGCCAGGUAAAAUUUCGUUGUUCAAUUCAUUUUUUUAUAUUUAUCACCAAACACAAAUACUACAGAUAACAGUCAGAUUAACCUCCUGCACGACAGUGCAACAAACCACGACCAUGUUCUAAAUAGAAUUCUUAAUUUGCUCACGCGUUUAUUUCACAGGUUGUGGAGACGUUGAAAUUGGGACUGUCGCAGAAGGAGAAAACUGCAAAAGAACAUGAAAUGUUGCAGCAAAAUAUCUUCCUACGGGGAAGUGAUGCACUUCCUGGCAAGCUUCGAGAGGAUUUUGAGAAAAUGUUGGCCGCACAUCGCGAGGAGCUGGUAAGGAACUUUCGUAAGGAACGAGAGGGACUGGAAACUGAACGUGAGGCACGGUUAGUUCUGGAACGAGAAACGAUGGAAAAGCAACUUAAAGUGGAACGAGAAAGAUUGAAUUUGGAUUUAGAAAAAGAACGUUCAGAAAUGAGGCACGCCAGUCGAGAGAAAGAAGAUCGAGUCCGUCACGAAGUUCGAGAAGAGAUGGAGAGAAUGCGAGGUACGUUGGAAAGUGAGAAAGUGUUGUUGAGAGAGCAACUCACAAAGGAAAAGGAUGAAGCGUUAGUGAAGGAGAAACAAGCAAGAGUCGUUGAGGUAGCAAGAGAGAAAGAGAUUCUCACAGAACAAGUCAGGGCGGAGGUCAUGAAAGAAAAACAGGAGAUGAUUUUGAAGGAGAAGGAAGAAUUAAGAGAGAAAAUCCGAACUGAAUUGAUGAAUGAGAAACAAGCAAGAAACGACGAACAACACUCAAGGUUCGAUUCUCUGGAGCAACAAAGGAAUAAAGGUUUAAUGAAAGAGAAAGAUUUGAGAGAAAAAUUGCCAGGAAAAAGUGAAGAAGAAUUUGAAGCAAAUUUCGAGGGAAUUAAAAGUCAGCAAGGACGAGAUCAGGUCAUGGUGCGAGGUGACCAAGGACUGGGGCAGAAUCACGUGAGAUUUGAAGCUGAAGAAGCUGAGAGACGACGAAAUGGCCUGGGGCGAACUGAAUACGAAGUAUGGCUCGCUGGCCAGAGAAUGCAGCACACUAAACAGUGGGUUGAAGGACAGUAUAGGUUUGCCAGUGAUGCUCAGGGAUAUAUGGGGAACUCUGCAGAGGAUGUACAGGGUAAAAAUGGUUUGGAUAGAUAUGGGGGUAAUCGAGGUGAAGAUGGAAGUGACAGCGAAGAGGAAGAUCAGCGAUAUGUGGAUGGGAAGAAAGGAAAACAUGGGUCACGUAGUGAUAAUGAUGGAUAUGGGGAGGGACGUGACAGGAAUGAUGUGGAUAAUAAGAAAUGGAAUGAUGAUGGAUUAAAAAGACAGGGUAGAGGUGCUUUGAAGAGCCAAGAAGACUCUGGAAAUCACGAAGUUAUUUCACCAAAAAAUCAAGACCUCCUUUCAAGCGAGCCUGAUCGUCCUACAGAUAUGUCACGAGGCAAGUCAGAUGACAAAGAAUACAGUGUGCAAGGUUUGAAAGAAGAGAACGAAGGAUUGAAGGCGAAAGUUGGUGCUCUGCAAGAAAAUAUCGAGCUUCAUGAAUGUUUUAAGAAAGAAGCAAGCGAGGAAGUCCAGCGAUUGAGAAAUACAAAUAAAGAUUUGAAAAUGAAACUCGAGGGACUUAAAGAUACACUGAACGAUUAUGAGGAACUAAAGGGUACAUUGCAGGACUACGACGAACAAUUGAAGGAUUAUGAGGUACAACUGAAAGAUAACGAGGAAACGCUCAAGGAAUAUGAGGAUAUUUGUGCUGAAUACGAAAGAACUUUACACAAAUGUCGUCAGAGAAUUAUUGAGAUCGAGAAUGAUCAAACAUCAUUGCCUGUUUUUCGUAAGCCCAUAGAUGGUCGGAACAAGCCCGAAGAUAGACCUAACAAACUCGCAAAUAAUCAUAACAAGCUAGCAGAUGGUCAGAACAAGCCCGAAGAUAGGCCUAACAAACUCGCAAAUAAUCGUGACAAGCUGGCAGAUGGUCGGAACAAGCCGGAAGAUAGACCUAACAAACUUGCAGAUAAUCAUAACAAGCUGGCAGAUGGUCGGAACAAGCCCGAAGAUAGGCCUAACAAACUCGCAAAUAAUCGUGACAAGCUGGCAGAUGGUCGGAACAAGCCGGAAGAUAGACCUAACAAACUUGCAGAUAAUCAUAACAAGCUGGCAGAUGGUCGGAACAAGCCCGAAGAUAGGCCUAACAAACUCGCAAAUAAUCGUGACAAGCUGGCAGAUGGUCGGAACAAGCCCGAAGAUAGACCUAACAAACUCGCAAAUAAUCAUAACAAGCUAGCAGAUGGUCAGAACAAGCCCGAAGAUAGGCCUAACAAACUCGCAAAUAAUCGUGACAAGCUGGCAGAUGGUCGGAACAAGCCGGAAGAUAGACCUAACAAACUUGCAGAUAAUCAUAACAAGCUGGCAGAUGGUCGGAACAAGCCCGAAGAUAGGCCUAACAAACUCGCAAAUAAUCGUGACAAGCUGGCAGAUGGUCGGAACAAGCCGGAAGAUAGACCUAACAAACUUGCAGAUAAUCAUAACAAGCUGGCAGAUGGUCGGAACAAGCCCGAAGAUAGGCCUAACAAACUCGCAAAUAAUCGUGACAAGCUGGCAGAUGGUCGGAACAAGCCGGAAGAUAGACCUAACAAACUUGCAGAUAAUCAUAACAAGCUGGCAGAUGGUCGGAACAAGCCCGAAGAUAGGCCUAACAAACUCGCGGAUGAUCGUGACAAGCCCGUAAAUAGGCCAAACAAGCUCACAGAUAGUCGGAACAAGCUUGCAGAUAGUCGUGACAAGCUCGCAAAUAGUCGUGGCAACCUCGAUGAUAGUCGCAACAAGCUCCCAGAUAGGCCUAACAAGCUUGCAAAUGGUCGUGACAAGCUCGCGAAUAAUCGUGACAAGCUCGGUAAUAGUCGUAACAAGCUCCCAGAUAGGCCUAACAAGCUUGAAGAUGGUCGUGACAAGCCCGAAGAUCGUUGUGACAAGCACGCAGAUAGACGUGAACAUCCAGAAAGUGAUUAUAAAGGUCCUAAAGAAACAAAAUAUCAAGGAAUAAUGGAUGAUAACAGUGAUAAUAAUGGAUACGUGAGGUUACAAGACAAACCUCGUAAUGAAAUGGUAAGUAACAAUGACAUCAUGUACUAAGAUUGGCCAAAUUUAGGGUCCCCUGUAACUCUAUAAGCAAUGUUUGUGAGAUUUGCAAGUGAUAUAAAACACUGAUCACUUUUAUUUCAGAAAGCCGAUCAGAAUGCCGUUAGAUAAACUAAACAUUACAUUUUCGCCUUUUAGAUCGUGGACAUUCUUGAGAAUGAAAGAGCUAGAUUAGAACAAGUUGUCAAAAGUUUGGAAGCGAAAAUUCAACUUUUGGAAAUAAAGAUUUCUGAAACAACUCUACAUAAGGUAAGUACUUCAUCAAAGAUAUUUAACUGUCAUGUGCUUAUGCUAAAAAUAACAACAGGUACUGUAUUGCUUGUACGAGGAUGGUUAAUACCCUCGCCCUGUGUCGGCAGUAUACUAAAUUGAACUUUUGUCUUCUCAAGUAAAACAUAUUUUGAUUUGAAGGCGAACACCGACUCUACUGCCAAGUUAAGUUCAGAUUUGGAGAGAGUCCGCAGACAGAACAAAUGCUUGGUCAAUAAAGUGAAGACCUUUCAAUCUCAGUUUCAGACAAUCGUUGAGAAACUGCGAAAAAAGAAGAAAAAAGUAAGUAUAUACAAUUCUGUGGAAACUAUCGAAGUCCUUUGUUAUUAGAGUUGGUUUGACAUUUUUUGAGCUGGGACCGUCAAUUAUUUUUUUGUGGCUCACAAUAAAGAUGGUUUUUUAAAUAUUCUUUUAUGUGCACAUUCUUAUGCAAUUUCAAUCAAAGACAAAACGCAGACGGCUUAAGUUGCACAUAAAAGAUUGAAACACAUUUGUUUUAUAAAUGUGAUUUCUGAGUACGUCUCACUAAGCACUAUUAUACAGCAGGUCAACGUGAAGUUAUCAGAGUAAGAAAAUCUUUCUUUUUACAAAGUUACAGCAUAAUUUCCUUUCUCCUAGAAGCAUUAGUACUUCAAAACACCAUCUUUCCCCUGAAGGGCUUGCUAUAAAACCGUCUAUUGUUAUAUCAAUAACAUUUCGUUCUUUCUGUAACAGAUUGCAAACCUUAAAGAUGAAAAUCAGUCGUUGAAGUCCAAUCAUCAAAGGGAGAUCAGUGACUUUCAGCGUAAACUGGAAUACUCCAGUGAGGUUAUCACUCGUUUACAACACGAGUCGAGCAGAGAGUCGAGUCAUGUCUCUCGUCUUAAAGAAGAAAUUUCAAAUAUCAGUAAAGUGAUGAAGGAUGAACGAGUUUAUGAACAACGCAUGAUUAGAGCGCGGAGUAUUGAGGAGAUCAGAGAUCUGGAUCGAGAUAAGGUUGAUUUGGAACGGAAGUUGAAUGAUGUAAGGACGGCAUUGGAUGGCUACUCUGACAGACUCAAGACGAAGGUAAUAUUUCUAUAUUAGUUAAUAUAUCUUUAAUGAUUAUUUUAUAUUUAACAAUUUUAAAUUUGCUUUUUCACUUAUUUGGUAUUUCACAAUUUCAAGUUUGCCUGUUCUUGAGACAAUCAUAUUACUUUCUGGAGCGUUUUCCCGCCCAUAAAACGCAAUAUUCAUCAAGAGUUUCAAACAUUGUUUCCACCCUCACAAACAUUGUUUGAAAAUUUCAAUGCUUCCUCGAAUCUUUGAAGAAAGCAAUAAACGCAACCUCGUACACAGCCUAUUUUCUCUUCUGCCUAGAGGCCGGCGUGGCAUAUAAAUAUGCAUGCAUUGAAUAGGGAUGACGGUGCCUAUUUGCCAGAGGAAUACAUACAUCUUAUUGGCAGGUGACGUCAUCCCUUGGGUAUUUAAGAAACCACGAUUGGAACUUUAGAUCACCCCUGAUGAAGACACUAGACUGGAGUGUCGAAACGUUGUGUCUUCAGUGAUUAAAAUUCGACUGGACUUUGUAUUCAUUUAUUUAGACCAGAGUAGAGAGCGAAAGAACAAACUUUUUAUUCUAAGUAUUAUUUUUAGAUGUCUUAUUCUCAAACAACGGGCAGUCAAGUUUCUUUAAAUACGGAGACGACGUUGGUUCGAGACCUGCAGUUGUCCAGUACUUUGCAAGCCUUAGAAGACACUCAGCGAACAUCUCGACAUCAAAAUGAAAGAUUACAACACGAGAAAUAUGAACUGCAGACAUUAAUAUCAAAACUUUGCAAGUCACAAGAGGAACUCAGGAACACUGAGGGAUCUCGUACUUUUUAUAAAGAACCCUUAUCGUCACAUUCUUCCUCGAUGUCAUCGCUAUCUUCGUCUUCUGCGUCUUUACUUGGAAAAAGUGGACUGGGAAGCACUAAAUUUUCAAGAACGUUUUCAAUUUUUGAUUGACUUUCAUUUAUAGAAAUAAUAUAUAGAGAAUAAUACAUGGGUGCGCGGAAAUACCAGAUUUAUUCCAUUUGUCGAACAUGAGAUAUCAUGAAUCUGGCAUUUCCAAGCACCCAUGUAUUUUUCUGUUUAUUAUAUAAUAUUUAUCAGUGCUCGAAAUAUUUAACGCAUUUUGAACUUUGGUUUUUUGGGGGUUUUUUCAAUUCUUAAAUUUUUAAAAAAAAAAUUUUUUAAAUCCUGA
This is a messenger RNA of Paramuricea clavata, 8112 nucleotides long. The record is from the annotation of a GenBank genome assembly. NCBI's taxonomy places the organism in Eukaryota, Metazoa, Cnidaria, Anthozoa, Malacalcyonacea, Plexauridae.